Messenger RNA from Besnoitia besnoiti, 1146 nucleotides. RefSeq lists its product as uncharacterized. The record is from RefSeq and is a predicted model, not a curated record. NCBI's taxonomy places the organism in Eukaryota, Apicomplexa, Conoidasida, Eucoccidiorida, Sarcocystidae. The coding region runs from base 1 to 1146 and encodes 381 amino acids. The transcript is spliced from 2 exons.
AUGAGAGGCAGAACGGAGGAGACAACCAGAAAGGAGUCUGGCGCCUUCCGAAAACUGAAAAAGAAGCCGCAGAAGGGGACGGGAGGCGAACGAGGAGCUAUAGAAGUUGAGGAGAGACCCAAUCGUCUGCCUCACCAGCAACGGAUAUCGAAGCUCGGAGCCUUCUUUGCGAGCGGGAAGCCGAUUUUCUUUUUCAUUCUGUCGAGCGGGGCUCUCGCGAGCAGCGGCUCAGAGCCACGCGCAAAGCCGUCUGGUUCGAAAGAGCAGCAGCCAGCGAGACACGGAGUCCACGCCCUUGCUGCUGUCUCCGUGCCCUCGUGCUUUCUCGCGAACGAGUUCAGAUUCUCCUCCGAGCGACUGAGUCGACAAGCCGGCCCUUCGAAUGCAACGGGAGUCGUCUGUCUGUCGCGCCUGCACACUCCCGAGAGGCUCGAAGCGGCAUUCGCCGCCUCCCUCUCUCGCGUCGUCUUCGUCGUCGCUGUUCUUCCCCCCCUCGGGCGGCAGUCAGUCGCAUUCCGCUGCCGAGGGGAAGUCUGUGGAAGGGCACGCGGGAUGCCUUCGGAGUCACCUGUUGGGGUCUCAAGCGCGUCUCCAACGCCGCGACUGCGGGUUUUCUCCAGUUUCCUCGGUUUGGCGCGCCUCGCAGCAGUUUCGCCGCCCGGGGGCCCAGAGUCCGUUCUGUGCGGCGGCGCAGGUCACGGCUCGACGGGGACGCAGUGGACUCUGCGCGUUUCCGUCACUUCCCCGCGGAGAGCUGAGCGGGCGCUCGCUGCCUGCUUGGCUUUGACUCCUGGCAGGUGCGACGCUGCUGCCGCGGGUCCCAGUUUCGGCCCAAGAGACGCAAUGAGAAUCUUUUUCCGCGGCACACACCGCAUUCGCACCGCGCACGCUCAGCCACCCUCUGCGGAGAGCCGCGCAGAGGCCGCGCGGCGCCCUCGCACGGGCAAGAAUCCGCGAUAUUCGCAAGCUCGUCGCGAGCCGGGCGCACAUUUGCACAGUUCUUGCGUCCCGAGCUGCAACUUGCAUAUUUCUGCAAAGCGGCCCCCUGUUUUCGUCAACGCGUUCGCGCCGCGCGAGUCGACGGCGGAGAGUCUCUGCAGUCCGUCGUCACGCGCGACACCGAAGGAUCGAGAAGGCGCCGCUUAA